AUGGUAUCCACGUGCGAUUGUAACAGUCUUUCCCCAUCCCAAUCAAUUUUUCCCUGUAGCUUUAGAAAUGUUUCCGGAUUCCCUCUUCUCCUAGAUAUUCUGACAGGGGAGACAAAGCCUCUGCACUUUGCUGGAAGUUGUGUUUCUACCUACUUUUGCUUAAGCUGUUGUAAGGAAUGUACACACCCAGCUGUGAAAAAGUCGGUUGGUUCAUCCCUCUCUGGUGCUGCCCUCUGCUUUCAGGUAGACUUCUGCAGGUUCACAUCUUCUCCAGGUGAAAAGGUGUUCCAGAUUAAAAUCUCAGCACCAGAAGAGCAGUUCACUAGAGUUGGAGUCCAGGUUUUAGACCGGAAGGAUGGGUCCUUCAUAGUAAGAUACAGAAUGUAUGCAAGCUACCAAAACCUGAAGGUAGAAGUUAAAUUCCAAGGUCAACAUGUUGCCAAAUCUCCAUAUAUUUUAAAAGGGCCAGUUUACCAUGAAAACUGUGAUUGUCCUUUGGAAGAUAGUGCAGCCUGGUUGCAGGAGAUGAACUGCCCAGAGACCAUAACUCAGAUUCAGAAAGAUCUGGCACAUUUUCCUACGGUCGAUCCAGAAAAGAUUGCAGCAGAAAUCCCAAAAAGAUUUGGACAAAGACAAAGCUUGUGUCAUUAUACCUUGAAGGACAACAAGGUUUACAUCAAGACUCACGGUGAACAUGUAGGCUUUAGAAUUUUCAUGGAUGCCAUACUACUUUCUCUGACUAGAAAAGUGAAGAUGCCAGAUGUGGAGUUUUUCGUUAAUCUGGGAGACUGGCCUUUGGAAAAAAAGAAAUCCACCUCGCACAUCCAUCCAAUCUUUUCCUGGUGUGGCUCCACGGAUUCCAAGGAUAUCGUAAUGCCUACCUACGACCUGACUGACUCUGUUCUAGAAACCAUGGGCCGAGUAAGUCUGGAUAUGAUGUCUGUGCAAGCUAACACAGGUCCUCCCUGGGAAAGCAAGAACUCCACCGCUGUCUGGAGAGGGCGAGACAGUCGCAAAGAGAGACUGGAACUGGUUAAGCUCAGCAGGAAACACCCAGAACUUAUAGACGCUGCCUUCACCAACUUCUUCUUCUUUAAACAUGAUGAAAGCCUAUAUGGUCCUAUCGUGAAACACAUUUCAUUUUUUGAUUUCUUCAAGCACAAGUACCAAAUAAACGUUGAUGGCACUGUCGCAGCGUAUCGCCUGCCGUACCUCCUCGUCGGUGACAGUGUUGUGCUGAAGCAGGACUCCAUCUACUACGAGCACUUUUACAAUGAGCUGCAGCCAUGGAAGCACUACAUUCCAGUGAAAAGCAACCUGAGCGAUCUCCUGGAAAAACUUAAAUGGGCAAAAGAUCAUGACGAAGAGGCAAAGAAGAUAGCAAAAGCAGGACAGGAAUUUGCAAGAAAUAAUCUCAUGGGCGAUGACAUAUUCUGUUAUUAUUUUAAACUUUUCCAGGAAUAUGCCAAUUUGCAAGUGAGUGAGCCCCAAAUCCGAGAGGGCAUGCAGAGGGUAGAAGCACAGACUGAAGAUGACCUCUUUCCUUGCACGUGCCAUAGGAAACAGACCAAAGAUGAACUCUGAUGUGCAAAAUACCUUCCCUUCAAAUAAUGGUGCUCUGAAGGCUCUUUUUAACUGACAUAGAGGAAUGUUUUUUAAAUAUUGAUUCUGUGGACAAUAUAAAGUCUGCUAUGUGAUUGAAUUAUGAACAUAUGUUUCUUCUUCUUAUGCAGUAUUCCUGUGACCAUCCUUUAAAGCACAGUUUUAGAAUUUUAUAAUAAAACCACUUUUAUUUUAAA
Puma concolor (puma) is the source of this 1799-nucleotide messenger RNA. Lineage: Eukaryota; Metazoa; Chordata; Mammalia; Carnivora; Felidae. The record is from RefSeq and is a predicted model, not a curated record.